AUGGUCACAGAGUAUAGAAUUGAGGCAAAGCAGCAUGAACUUCAUGGACCCUGUACAGAUUACAGAGGUGGAGAUGUUUGUUGUCCGAAGGCAAAUUAGCAUGGCUAAAUCCCCAGGGUCUGACAAGUUGUUCCCUGGGACUCCGUGGAGGAUGUGCAGAAAUUGUCGGGCCCCAAGCACAGAUAUUUAAAUCAUCAUCAGUGACAGGUUAAAAAUGACAAGGAAUUUGUUAAUGGAAAUUCAAACACAACACACCAGUUUUGUCUAGAUAAUUAAGAAGUGCAACAAGGGAUUCAAUCAACAAUCCUUCCUGCUCAGACUGUGGGGAGGAAUUCACUCAGUCAUCUAACCGACUGGCACGCCUGUUAUUUUACACGGGGGAGAGGCCAUUCACUUGCUCAGACAGUGGGAAUGGAUUCAGUUGGUCAUCACAACUGAAGGUACAUCAGCAAAUUCACACUGGGACAAGGCUAUUCCCCUAUUCUGUGGGUGAGAAGGGAUUCAGUCGGUCAUCCCACCUGUGGACACACCAGUCAGUUCACACUGGGCAGAGGCUGGUCAUCUGCUGAAUUUGCGGGGAAGGAUUCUCUCGGUCAUCUGACCUAAUGGCUCAUCAGCUAGUUGACACCGGGGAGCGGCCGUUCACCUGCUUGGACUACGGGAAGAGAUUCACUGAAUCAUCUAAGUUGAAGGUACAUCAAGGAGUUCAUACUGGGGAGAGGCCAUUCACCUGCUCAGACUGUGGAAAGGGAUUCACUCGGUCAUCUCACCUACUGCUACAUCGGUUAGUUCACACUGCAGAGAGGGGUUUCACCUGCUCAGAUUGUGGGAAGAGAUUCACUCACUCUUCCACCCUACAGAGACACCAGUCAGUUCACACCAGGGAGAGGCCAUUCACCUGCUCAGUCUGUGGGAAGAGAUUCACACAGUCAUCACACCUACAGAGACACCAGCAAGUUCACACUGGGGAGAAGCCUUUCACCUGCUCAGACUGUGGGAAGAGAUUCACACAGUCAUCCACCCUACAGAGACACCAAUCAGUUCACACUGGGGAGUGGCGGUUCACCUGCUCAGAAUGUGGGAAGGGAUUCACACAGUUAUCCAAACUACUGGCACACCAGUCAGUUCACAGUGGGGAGUGGCCAUUCACCUGCUCAGACUGUGGGAAGGGAUUCACUCGGUCAUCUGAUCUGCUGACACACGGGCGAGUUCACACCGGGGAGAGGCCAUUCACCUGCUGUGAAUGUGGGAAGGGAUUCGCUCGGUCAUCUGAUCUACAGAUACACCAGCGAGUUCACACUGGCGAGAGGCCGUUUACCUGCUCAGUCUGUGGGAAGGGAUUCCAUAAAUCAUCCAACUUUCAUAGACACCAGCAAUUUCACACUGGGGUGAAGCAGUUCACCUGCUCAGACUGUGGGAAGGGAUUCAGUCGGUCAUCCUCACUAUUGGCACACCAGUCAGUUCACACUGGGGAGUGGCCAUUCACCUGCGCAGAAUGUGGGAAGGGAUUCGCUCGGUUUUCUGAUCUACAGAUACACCAGCGAGUUCACACUGGGGAGAGACCAUUCACCUGCUCAGUCUGUGGGAAGGGUUUCCAUCAAUCAUCCAACCUUCAUAGACACCAGCGAGUUCACACUGGGGUGAAGCCGUUCAUCUGCUGUGAAUGUGGGAAGGGAUUCACUCGGUCAUCCUCACUACUAGCACAUCAGCGAGUUCACAGUGGGUAGAGACCGUUCCCCUGCUCAGAACGUGGGAAGGGAUUCACUCAGUCAUCCAAUCUACAGAGACACCAGCAAGUUCACUUCGGGUAAAGGCCGAUCACCUGCUGAGACAUUGGGAAGUGUUUUCUCAGCCAUCUCCAUCAAAUGUGCAUCAUUGGGUUCACACUGUGGAGAGGCAGUUUACCUGCUGUGAAUGUGAGAAGGGAUUCACUCAGUAAUCUAACCUUGUGACACACUGGUGGGUUCACACUGGGGAGAGGCAGUUUACCUGCUGUGAAUGUGAGAAGGGAUUCACUCAGUAAUCUAACCUUGUGACACACUAGUGGGUUCACACUGGGGAGAAAGUUUCAAUAAGCUGCAUGCUGGAUAUUUGUCCAUCACUGUUGCAGAAUGCAAUUUCGAGAGUGACUGUCGGUGCUGAACUCUGCAAUCAUUGCUGCUAUACACCACACACAGUUCUGCACCCUGGUCACUGGGCAUGGGAGGAGUUUCUUCUGCUGCACAUUCACCUUUAAUGGAACUGGAUCUGAGACAAAUAAAUCAAUUCUAUUUUAAACUCUGUCUCUGGUACUUAGUGCAUUUAUAACACGCCUAGUGUACAGUAGAGAAUCAACUCAGGCCAGCUGGACCCUUCCAGUUAUUCAUUUCCAUGACAGUCUAUUUAAAUCCGGCCCCCCCCUGUUGCUCAUCUCUCACUCUCCCUCUGGUGAUGGGUUCCAAACAGUCAUCAUCUGUGGGUGAAAACGUUUCCCUUGAAUUUUCUGCAGACUGAAGAAGUCGAGCUGAUUACAGUUCUGUCUGAGAUGUUCUUCACCCCUCAAAUCUCUGGGCUGAGGAAGAAUGAUAUUGGUUGUUAAUCUCCAUAAUCACGACUAAUUUCCACAUUAUGGGUCAUUUUCCCUGCUGCUAAAGGGUUUUUAGAGAACAUCACUGUCCUCUAAAGGCCGAAAACAGAAUGGGAAACCAUCAGUUGGAUGUUUAACUGAGCAGGGUCAGAUACCAGAGGUGGGUCUGCACAGGGCAGAAUUUGGGGCUCUGGACGAUGGUCGGGUUAAGAACUUAUGAUGAGGAGAAGGGAAUCAGCAGCGGGGUGUGGCAACAAAUGUCAGAGUAGCAACAUUUGGAAGCUGAUUGACAGAGACAAUCAGUCGAUUGACUGAUGACACAAACAAUGCCUGUGGUAAGGUUCUCCACUGGUUGAGGUACAUGUGUGUUGGGAAUGGUUUUAUCCAUUGAGGGACUUGUUCCUGCUUGUUUAUCCAGUAAUAUUAUAUCCAGAUGGUUAUCAUGGAUUAUCCUCUCUGAAAUAAUGUAUUGAUUAUCAUAUAAUUUGUACAAACGUUUGUAAGAUCUUGACUCUAAAACUGGGUCAGGCUUGAAUUCAUGGUGCCUUUAUUAAGUUAUGGUGGGCAUUGAUGAGUUUGUAUUUUAAAGCAAGAUUUUGAUGAAUGAUAUUUGCCACUUGAUUGUACCUUUGUAGGUAAUCAGAUUGAAUUAAACUGCUGCGGGAU
This is a messenger RNA of Hypanus sabinus (Atlantic stingray), 3232 nucleotides long. RefSeq names its product zinc finger protein 229-like. The transcript is spliced from 2 exons. The coding region runs from base 606 to 1727 and encodes 373 amino acids. NCBI's taxonomy places the organism in Eukaryota, Metazoa, Chordata, Chondrichthyes, Myliobatiformes, Dasyatidae. The record is from RefSeq and is a predicted model, not a curated record.